UACUAAACCUGACCUACAGAGCUCUCUGCUAUUUAAAUCAUGCAUUUUUAUCACCUUCUCGACGGAAGUGAUGCAAGACGCACUGACGUGGCCGGAAACCCGACAUCUUGAGGGAGGAAACGCCUCGAAGUUAAGGAGGAAACUUAAACUUUUCAGUGGAGUGAAAAAGGCAUCUCUCAAACAUGGGCAACAUAUUCACAAACCUCUUUAAAGUCUUUGGCAAGAAAGAGAUGAGGAUUCUUAUGGUGGGUCUUGAUGCUGCUGGAAAGACAACGAUUCUGUACAAGCUGAAGCUUGGAGAAAUUGUUACCACCAUCCCAACAAUAGGCUUUAACGUUGAAACUGUGGAGUACAAGAAUAUAAGUUUCACAGUUUGGGACGUUGGUGGUCAAGAUAAGAUUCGACCAUUGUGGCGUCAUUAUUUCCAGAACACACAAGGUCUGAUCUUUGUGGUUGACAGCAAUGACAGAGAGCGUGUGAAUGAAGCACGAGAGGAGCUGAUGAGAAUGUUGGCUGAGGAUGAGCUCAGGGAAGCAGUCCUGCUAGUGUUUGCCAACAAACAGGACCUACCGAAUGCCAUGAAUGCUGCAGAAAUCACAGAUAAGCUGGGGCUGCAUUCGCUUCGGCACAGGAACUGGUACAUUCAGGCAACGUGCGCCACAAGCGGCGAUGGGCUCUAUGAAGGACUCGAUUGGCUGUCUAACCAACUGAAAAACCACAAAUAAUGACUUCACUGUACUGCUCUUCCUUCCUUAGUUUGAUAUUCUCAACACUUGCUUUACUCUUUUGUUUUUAAACAAACGGUGCUGGAAGCUGCACUCAUUUUAAACCUGAUUGUGGACGAAUAGGUCCCUACAGCAGGAAAAAGUGUUACUCACUUAAUGUAAAUAUUUAUUUUAUUUUUUAUUUUUUUUUGUGAGGCAGCUUUUUGAGCACCAUUAUGCAAAAUACAUUUAGUCCUUUAUUCCUUUUCCUCCCCUUCCCUGUCCUCCCCAUUUUUUUUCUGAGUCAUUGGAAAGAGUUUUAAGAACGUUAGUCCUGUAAACUGUCAGGUCUCAUUUGAAUCUUGCACAUGUAUUAUUUUAUUGUGCUUAUAAUAAGACUCUCUUUUAGAUGUACUGUAAACAAAGCUGUUUUGUUUGUCUUGAACAGAGUACAGGAAAUCAAACAUUAUGGACACUACCUGAACAUAUUAUGGUUCAAUUUUGAGGAAGAGAAACCAAAAUGAUUACAAGGUCUUCUCAGCCAAGGCUGACGAAAGCUCUUAGCUUUACUGUCAUGAUACUUUAGGAGCCACAGAGGAGUGAUGCCUUUAAGUAAGAAGUUAGAUACACAAAGAUUCUCAUAUGAACUUUUUUCUUUUUUUUUUUUUUUAAUAAUCAGAUUCUCAAUUCACAACAUAUGUUUUUUGUGAAUAUGAAUGAGAAAAAUUGGUGCGGCUCAGGUUAACAUAGGUUUGAACAGUAAUGAUCAUUUUCAAGGGGAUUGGAGGUUGUUCCAUGAAGAUAUGACAAUAUUAAAAAAAAAAGAAUUGUCCUACAAAAAUAGGCUUCAUUUUCUUUAUGUGAAAUAUUACAUGUAAGUAUUGGGGGGGGGGUGAAAUAUCCCUUGUGCAUGUAUUUUUUCAUUUUUUGACAGUUUUUAACUUUGUUUUCUGGAUUUAGGAAUAAACAACCCCAACCUCAUCUAAGCACAUGAUAACUUGAAAUCAGUAGUGCAUUUUUUGGAUUUAAGACAUAAAACAACUAUUAGAAUGUUGGCAUGUUAAUAUCAAUGACAAUUGUUUGAGCUUUCUGUUUUGCUUGUAGAAGACAUUUUCCCCCAGAGAAGCCCUGGUGCCUUUACAGUCUGCAGAGACUCCUGUUUGAGAUUAACAACCUUCAUGACCACUCACAUGGUCACUGUUAAUGCAUUGUUAGAGCUAAUGGUUUAAAAGACAAUUUAUUCUUUUAUUCUCUCUUUCUCUUCCCAGUUAACCUCUGAUUUGGUAGACACUGAUUACUUGGGGGUUGGAACUAUGUGAAUAUCUUAGCAAAACAUUGUAUAGUGUGACUCCUAACCUAUGUCUUUUUUAUUGUUUUUCAUUUUGACAAAUGCACUGUAAUUAAAAAUAUUAGUAUAACUGGA
This is a messenger RNA of Megalobrama amblycephala (Wuchang bream), 2127 nucleotides long. RefSeq names its product ADP-ribosylation factor 1 (gene arf1). The record is from RefSeq and is a predicted model, not a curated record. The transcript is spliced from 5 exons. Gene Ontology annotation, biological process: vesicle-mediated transport; intracellular protein transport. Bases 183 to 725 code for a protein of 180 amino acids. Gene Ontology annotation, cellular component: plasma membrane; cytoplasm. NCBI's taxonomy places the organism in Eukaryota, Metazoa, Chordata, Actinopteri, Cypriniformes, Xenocyprididae. Gene Ontology annotation, molecular function: GTPase activity; GTP binding.